Styela clava is the source of this 1792-nucleotide messenger RNA. The record is from RefSeq and is a predicted model, not a curated record. Lineage: Eukaryota; Metazoa; Chordata; Ascidiacea; Stolidobranchia; Styelidae.
UGAUUAGUAAUAUACUGAAUAUAAGUUCUGUCCCACCAAAUGUUUACUCAAUACUCUUCUGUUCAAAAUCAUGGAUGAAAGUUGGUGUGAUUCAUGUUUAAUAUGUGGCCAGAGAUAUUUUUCUGAAGAUGAAAUGACAAAGCACAUUGAAUUGGAUCAUGCAACUUGCAAUAGGGAAAAUGAUAUUGACAAAUCAAAAUGUCCAUUUUGUACAUACGUGGUUUCCAAUAAAGAUGAAAACAAGAUGGAAACCCAUGUAAUGGAUGUUCACAAGGAGGAAAUGCGUACACCAAAGAAAGAUGAGUGUGGAGCAUCAUCAGGGAGUGAGGUUAAUGGAGAAUGUAGUAACAAUGUUGAUUCAUCUCAAUCAGAAGUAUUAAGUUGUCCUGUUUGUCAAUUAACUGGAUUUGACAAUGUUGACAAACUAACUUUUCAUACAGAGUCUCAUUUUAUUGACAAUGAACAGGGACAUAUGUCAGUAAAAUCUGAUUACACACAAGAUGAGCUGUUGGCUAUAAAGUUACAAGAGCAAGAAAGAUUCGAACUACAAGCCAGUCGAGACGUUGCGGAAAACUUAUAUUUUGAAGAAUUAAGGAGUAAAUAUGGAAUGGGCAAAGAACACCAAAGGACUGGUUUCCGGAAUCAAGCGUUUAAAAAUAUGGAUAAACAAGUUGGAAGAGCAUCAUCAUCAUGUUUUGAUUAUUACAGUGACAAAUUUAACAUGCUUGAAAAAUUGGAAAUGGGAAUUGAUGAUGGUAUGACAAUUCGCUCUGAUGUUCAUGGGCUAUUAAAAACACAUUUAGAAAAAACUGUGAAACCUGGUACAAGAACUUGGCUGGCAUCAUCUACUCAUUUUAUUGGUCGAGGGCCUGGCGAUUCUGGUUGGGGUUGUGGUUACAGGAACAUUCAAAUGAUAAUUUCAAAUUUAAAUGAAAACUGCGACUACAAAGACUUGAUGAAGAAAAAAUUUGAUGGAAACAUACCUUCAAUUCCAAAACUCCAGGAAUUGAUUGAAUCAGCUUGGUCAGAAGGUUUUGAUGCAAGAGGUCGAGAACAACUUGAAUCUAAAGUGGUUGGAACAAGAAAAUGGAUCGGAGCAACAGAAGCAUUUGCAUUUCUUUCCAGCAUCGGUCUACAUUGCAGAAUAAUUGAUUUUCCAAGACCAUCAGGACCAAAACAGAGUCAUCCCUUAUUUUUGAACUGGAUCAUCCAAUACUUUGACUGUGAAAAUAUCAGCGACAGCGAUCGCAUUAUUGUGACUUCAAAACCACCAUUAUAUCUUCAACACGAAGGCCAUAGCAGAUCAAUUAUUGGUAUCCAAUGCGAGGAUUCUUCAAAUCAAAAAUUCAAAUUGAUUCCAGUGAAAAUUUUAAUAUUUGAUCCAGGAGAUUCAAAGUUUCAGUUAAAGAAUAAGGGCAAGAAAGUGAAAAAAUCUUCACAAGGAUCAAUGAAUCUUAACAGAUUCAUCAAACCAAUUUCCUGUCUAAACAAAGACCAAUAUCAAAUAGUUUGUGUGGAAGGAAUCGCAACGCAACAAAGGCUUCAACAACAAAAGAAUCCUGAUUCUGUUUGUGAAAAAUUUCAAUGAAAAUUCUUGUAAUUUAGGGGGAACAGUGUUUUUUUACUUAUAUUGCACAUAGUAAUUAUAAAUUACUGUGUUAUUUAGCUGAAUAAAGGGAUUGAAACACUUUUUGCUUUACCAUGCAUGACCCAUACAUUGUGAAUUCUUUUUUUUCCUUUUAUUAGAUAACUAGGAUAUCUCCAAUUUCCAAUAUAUUCAUAUUUUUUCGGA